Molecule: messenger RNA, 408 nt
Organism: Fomitiporia mediterranea MF3/22
Lineage: Eukaryota; Fungi; Basidiomycota; Agaricomycetes; Hymenochaetales; Hymenochaetaceae
Exons: 2
Coding region: 1-408 (135 amino acids)
Source: RefSeq, a predicted model, not a curated record
AUGGAGAAGGGUAUGAUGAUGGCGACUCUGCUUAUAGCGGCGAUGGGCGUCGAUGAGGACUUCAAUUGCGCCAAUUUUAUACUGACUGCCGAAGACACUGACCGACUGGAGGCCGACGUACGCGCACGCAGACUGUCGCACACGGACGGCUUUUUCUUCGGCGUGAGGAUUAGUGAAGAAGAGGAAGACGACCUCCUGUUCAUCACCAAGGCACGUGAAGCACUAGCGGCAGGACUUAGCUCCACUUCGCGCCGAUUCCAGUCGACGUGGGUUACUCGUCCACGGGUUGGAUCCUCCAUUGCUUCAAAAUCAAAAUCAAAGAAAAAGGCUCUUGCCAACGAAAUAGUCCGAAGUGCUGUAGAAGGCCCCAUAUACCAGACAAGGGUGCAACUGAGAGCGGCGUUGUAG